UGUUUAUCUGGUCAUAAUCUGUUUGCUUGUGUUCAGUAUUUUGGUAUCUUCUUUAUUUCUGAUCUGUCCCAUGUUUAGUGUAGUCUUAUUUCCUGGUUCGUGCUGUCUUUGUUCCCUGCCCUGUUCUGUUAGUCCAUGCUAGUCCCUGGUGUUAAAUGUUUGCUGUUUCUGUUCAGUCUCUGUCCGGUCAUUGUCGUGGGGUGAGUGUUCUGCCUGUGCCUGUGCCUGUGCUGCCUGAUCCGCUGUUUGGACAUUUUACACCCGAAGUGCAUGUUAUAUGAUACAGGUAUAUGGCUACAGGAAUGUGGUUUGUUUGACCAUGACCAUGAUGACCUCACCGGAGUUCAAAACGAAUGAUUCACUUAAAGCCAACCUUUCCAUGGAGUUUGGGCUUAGACGAGCACCAGUGGUGACACAGGGAGCAGACAUGGAGCAGCAGCUCAACAGACCAACAUGGAGCAGGCAGAUAGAGUUCACCCUGGCUGGCAUCGGCUGUGCUGUGGGUCUGGGCAACGUUUGGAGGUUCCCUUAUCUGUGCUACAGGAGUGGAGGAGGUGCCUUUCUAUUGCCAUACCUGUUUAUGCUGGUGGUGUUGGGGAUCCCUCUGCUCUACAUGGAACUGACUGUGGGUCAGUACACGAGGAGAGGGCCAGUCCAUGCACUGGCUACUGUAUGCCCACUGUUGAAAGGAGUGGGCAUGGCAUCAGUAGCCAUCUCCUUCAUCAUGUGCACCUACUACAAUGUCGUCAUCACCUGGGCCCUGUAUUAUCUCUUCAGCUCCUUCCACACCCCGCUACCCUGGCAGAACUGCAACAACACCUGGAACACCCUAAACUGUACCAAUCACGCCACCAACAGCAGCUACUCCUCCACAGCUAGCCAGGAGUUCUUCAAGUAUAAGAUGCUGGAGCAGACAAGUGGAGUAGAGAAAGCAGGAGUGUUGCGAUGGGAGCUUUUCCUUAUUCUCAUUCUGGCUUGGAUCCUCAUUUACCUUUGCAUCUUUAAAGGGGUGAAAUCAACAGGCAAGGUGGUGUACUUUACAGCUCUCUUCCCAUAUGUUAUCCUGCUUGCCCUGCUGAUCAAUAAUGCGCAGCUUCCUGGAGCAUUAGAUGGAAUAACCUUCUUCAUUGUGCCAGAAUGGGACAAGCUUCUCUCAGUGGAGGUGUGGGUGAAUGCUGCAGCUCAGAUCUUUAACUCCAUUGGGAUUGGUUUUGGCUCCCUCUUGGCCAUGUCCAGCUACAACGCCUUCAACAACAACGUUCUCAAAGACACCCUGACUAUAGCCAUCAUCAACUCACUCACCAGUAUCCUGGCAGGUUUUGUUAUUUUCUCUGCCUUUGGAUACAUGUCUUAUCUACAGGGUAUUCCUGUCAGCAAUCUGGCUGUGGAUGGUCCAGGACUGGUUUUUGUUGUUUACCCACAAGCCUUUGCCAACAUGCCAGUUGCUCAGCUCUGGGCUGUGAUGUUCUUCUUCAUGCUGCUUUGCCUCGGGCUGGACAGUGAGUUUGCAAUGGUUGAAGUGCUGGUGACCAGUCUCAUGGAUGAAUUCUAUCAAAAGCUGAUCAAGUUUUUCAGACGGAAGGAGUUGUUUGUUCUUGCGGUUUGUGGCGCAGCGUGCCUUCUAGGAAUUCCUUGUGUCAUGCAGGUGGGAAUCUACGUUUUCCAGCUGAUGGACCAUUACACUGCCUUAGUGUCCAUCAUGUUUCUUGCAUUCUUCGAGGUUGUAGCCAUCUGUUGGUGUUAUGGAGUGACUCGCCUUGCAGACAACCUAGAAGAGAUGACUGGAAAAAGAGCAAACAUCUUCUUCAAACUGUGUUGGCUAAUAGUUGCUCCUGUGCUGAUCACUGUUAUCCUGAUUUUCUCAAUCAUCCAGUUCAAACCAGCCCGCUAUGAGGACUAUGUCUUCCCUCCCUGGGCUCAGGGGGUCGGCUGGGUCAUUGCCAUGGCCUCAAUCAUCUGGAUUCCUUUGGGUGCCGUCCACACACUGUGGGUGCUCCCUGGCACAUUCAUGCAGAAACUGAGGCUGUCCAUCACACCAUACGCCUUGAAUGAAAUAUCUAAAAUGCCGUAUUAUGAGAGGGGAGGAAGAGACUGUGGUCCAACCCUUGCUGUCAUCUGCUCCAACAUCCAUCCACCUGAAAAACCUCAUAUUCAGACAAACCUCUGAUACCUCUGUGCUUUGCACAAUCAUAAUGUUCAUCUAGCCACCAAGAGUGGCAGAUUUUUAAUAAGCUCAAGUUAAUCACAAAGUAUUGUUUGCACUUAGUUUUAAAUAUUAAACAAACAUCUGGUAAGAAAAUCAAACUCUAGUAUACAAGAAUUAUUUACAUGAUUGUGAAAAUGUGUUGCUGCAUAUCUGCCAUGCAGAUAUUAAAAUGGCCAUUUUUGUAAGCCUAUGAAUUUCAUUUGAGAUAUUGUUGAACAUCUGCCAACAGUUUUCCUUAUUUUUAAUGUGAUAAAAUGUUGUGGAAAUAUUUAGAAUGUGUUAUUGCUGUGUACAUUUUUAAUAUCUGGCCAACCUUUACUCUGUAGUGACAAAAAGACAAAGGAUCAGUGCUCAGGAUCAGGCUUUUGCUUUGCCGAGGGUGCCAUCUCUUGGCCAUGUCUGUUGAUACAAUUAUGACUUUUGAUGAAUCUGAGAUACAACGACAAUGUAAUGCCACGAUAACAGUCACAGUUCAUACAGCUGAGCUUUUGUAUCAAACCACUUCCCUUUAAAACAUAAGCCACUGUGUACUAGUCAUUGUGGCUGACUCAUUUAUUAGGUCAAAUGCAACAGGGCACUGCUGAUAAAAAAAUUAUAUACACACACACACGUGAUUGGCAGGGGAGUACAUAGGUCACGCAACUCUAUCAUGUUAUGUAAGGUGUAAUAAAAACCUGUCGAAGUCCA
Messenger RNA from Micropterus dolomieu (smallmouth bass), 2893 nucleotides. Its product is annotated as sodium- and chloride-dependent GABA transporter ine. Bases 278 to 2167 code for a protein of 629 amino acids. Gene Ontology annotation, cellular component: membrane. Gene Ontology annotation, biological process: sodium ion transmembrane transport. The record is from RefSeq and is a predicted model, not a curated record. The transcript is spliced from 15 exons. NCBI's taxonomy places the organism in Eukaryota, Metazoa, Chordata, Actinopteri, Centrarchiformes, Centrarchidae.